Molecule: messenger RNA, 3242 nt
Organism: Bombus huntii
Lineage: Eukaryota; Metazoa; Arthropoda; Insecta; Hymenoptera; Apidae
Gene: FipoQ
Product: F-box/LRR-repeat protein fbxl-1
Exons: 8
Coding region: 1326-2879 (517 amino acids)
Biological process (GO): positive regulation of protein ubiquitination; SCF-dependent proteasomal ubiquitin-dependent protein catabolic process
Cellular component (GO): SCF ubiquitin ligase complex
Molecular function (GO): protein binding
Source: RefSeq, a predicted model, not a curated record
AUUUAGUUAAAAUAUCGAUCGAUAGUUCUAUUUGAUGGAAAAGAUUUCAUUCAAUUUUGAACGUUUAGCUGGGCAGCUAGCAAUUUGUUCGCGUAAGAGCGUUCAUCUUAGUAUUGCAUAAUAACUUUGCGCUUAUUUGAAAAUAAAAAGAUCCUAUUUGUACCGGAUGAAACCAUCUAAGCGGUGACGUUAUCGAUCGCUACGAUUAAAUUCGUUAUCACAUCAUGCGACACGCGAGAUUUCUUCUGAUAGAAGCUGAACGUGUGAGUUCAGCGACAAAUGUUGAUUGUUAAAAAAAAAAAAAAAAAAAAAAAAUGAAAUAGAUAUAUCGUUUAAUAAAAUUAGAGCGACGUUUUUAUCCAUCUUGCUAUUUGAUCGAAGUACUCGAUUUUUUAAUACCCCAAAACAAUGACAUCGAUAAUCAGGUAACAGAGUCCAAGUGUUUUAUCGAGAAACAACGACUGGGAUUCUUAAAAAAAAAAAAAUAAAAAAAAGAAAAUAUUUUCUUGUAGUACAUAUAUCUUUGUGUAAAUACCACGUGUUUUGUUAAGUCUCGUGUCGGAUAAGUUCCAAGUCUUACAUCAACCAGGCUGUUCUGGCAGAUUUCUAAAAAGCCUAUGACCCUCUUCGAUGAGACAAAAUAUCAGCGGUCAAGUGUUUUACGACGUCCGUUGAAAUCAAAAGAAGGAAGAAAACCCGAAAAAGAAGAGGUGAAAUUUUGGUAAACGUAAAUUCAUCGGCAAAUAAAUUCCCGAUUUUCUUGUGUCGAUUUUAAACAGAUGUAAAAACAAUUUUCAUCGACGUUAUGUCGCAAGUAAUCUGUACAGGCAUUUCUGAAAACUCUUUUAUUAUUAACGAACACGCGCAACGAGUUUCGAACAAUAGCUGUAGUGAGACUCGCGGAUAUUUCCUAAACUUCGCCCAAAAUCUGACGUUUACGGGAAACAGAAGGAAAUGUACCUUGGCUGCAGGUGACGAGUUUAAAAUUAAAGCGGAGACGGGUCUUCCAAGUCUUAUAUUUAGGACGACGCGCAGGCGCGAUCCGAUUAGAAAUCCCCGUCGAAGACUUAGAACUUCUGAUUCCUUGAAAUCUGCCGUGUGCCGCGAUUUUCACGAACCUUCUUCGUCGUUUAAUAAAUAUUCCCGUUUUUCUUUACACAUCGGUAAUUUUCCGCACGGUGCAAAGUUCAAUUCGUCGCACGUGGAUUAAACGUUCAUCGGAUCGGAUAGAUCAACGUCCUGUCGACCGAAGUAAGCUCUGUGACAAUAUCUUUCCAAAGGGAAAGCAAUUUUGUGCCUCGAGUACGUUUUGAGAAAAUAACAAGAUGGAUCUCGGGGGUGUCGAUGUCUGGGGUCAGAUCGCCGUGGAAACGUCUCAGAUGUUCGUUUCCGAGGGCGGUGUGGUUAAAAGUCGUUUCGCUGGGACAACGAUAGAAAAACUGCCAGACAAGGUGUUGCUAAACGUCUUCAGUUAUCUGUCUCAUCGCGAAAUAUGCAGGGUAGCACGUGUGUGCAAAAGAUGGCGGCAAAUCGCGUACGACACGCGAUUAUGGAAACACGUAUCUCUGCGACCGGAAAUCAGUGGACUGCACGUGAAUUCUUUGGACAAUCUGCUGCACUUGAUCAGCACGCGUUUUGGAGCUUCGCUGAGGUACAUCGAAUUGCCGAUCGAAUUGAUCACCCACACGGUUCUUCACGAAUUGGCAAAUAAAUGUCCAAAUUUGACUCACAUGCUUCUCGACUUCUCCACUGCCAUGCAGCUGCACGAUUUUUCGGAGAUGCAAGCCUUCCCGACUAAACUCAAGUACAUGUGCAUCUGCCUGUCAGAGGUAAUCUUCAUGGAGGGCUUUAUGAGAAAAAUUUACAAUUUUAUCAACGGCUUGGAGAUCCUUCACCUUAUAGGAACGUACGAGAAGGUGGAAGAGGAGGAGGAGGAAAUCUACGAAGUGAUAAAUGUGCACAAAUUGAAAUCAGCGACCCCCAAUUUGCGAGUAAUUAAUUUAUAUGGGAUCAAUUUUGUAGACGAUUCGCACAUCGACGCAUUUUCUUCCAAUUGCAUCCAGCUCGAAUGUUUGGCCGUGAAUUUCUGUGCCAAAGUCACUGGCUCGACCAUGAAGACUCUGUUUCAAAGGAGCAGGAGAUUAAAGUGUCUCCUCAUGCAGGGAACGAAUCUCCAGAGCGAAUACGUGAUGCAGGUAGAAUGGGAAAAGUCGAGCAUCCAGGAGUUGGACGUUACCGGGACGGACCUGUCAACGGAAUGUCUGAUCGACAUGUUGACCAGAAUUCCAGGUCUUCGUUUCCUGAGCGCUGGUCAGCUGAACGGCUUCAACGAUAGCGUGUUAAAAGCCUGGGCUGAACUCGGCAAUCCUCGGAACCUGAUCGCUCUAGAUCUGGAUAGUUCCGAUAACCUGACCGACGAUGGUCUGCAUAAAUUCUUGUCGAGAUACGGUCAUCAACUCUGGGGGCUCGCCUUAUUCGGCAUGCCUCACAUCACCGAUCAACUAUGGCAGAGUGUAUUACCCAUACUGACCAAUGCCAAAAUUCUUGUAAUGGGAACACAGGAGAGGUUAGGCGUGAAUAUUCACGUGGAUCAGUUGAUGGACGGAAUUGCUAACAAUUGUCCAAAUUUAGAGCGGUUGGAACUCCGCUGGGAUCCCGAGAAUCUCCGAUUUUCCGACAAAAGUCAGAAGGCUAUAGAUAUACUACGUGUAAAAUGCAUUAAAUUACGGUGCUUAAGCUUGAGCGAUGGAAGAUACUAUGAAAUAGUAAAGGCCAAUUUUGAACGCGCCGACAGACUGACGGUCGUUCGUACGACAACGUGCUGCCGCGUGUCUAAUUACUACCUCUUAGCAAAUUAUAAGGAUUUGAUUUUUAAUUAACUAUUACUUUGAUUUUUAAUUAAUUCAUACAUAAAUUCUUCCAUAAAAUACAAGCACCGAGACGAAGAAGCAUAUCAAGAAGCCAGCGAACAACGACAAUUACGAUCGAACAACGAAUCUACCUGCGAUUACUCAAGUACUUACUCCUGCCCACGAAAGACAGAUACAUAUUUUUUUACACUAUUUUCAAGCGCAUAGCGUGAGUAGACGAGAGGUCGAAUUACUUUGACCCUUGAAUCUCGAACCGUUUGAUAUUACCAUACCGUUACCUAUGUACUAUAUACGCUAUAUAUGUAUACUAUACAUAUACACCAGCAUAAGAAAAAGGAAAAGGAAAACAAAGAAUGGGGAAAAGACUACGUA